AUGUCGUCCACAUCCAUAGCUUCCGGUCAAGAACCACCGUCGAAUAAGCCGCCGGUGAUAGAACCGACCUUAAUUCUGCAACUUCCAGAUGACUUAGUAUUGAGUUGCUUAGCACAUGUCUCCAGAUUGCACUACCCCAUUCUCUCACUCGUCUCCAAGACCUUUCGAUCCUUCACUUCUUCACUGGAGCUUUACCAGACCCGGUAUCUCUUAAACCGCACAGAGGGGUGUCUCUAUGUGUGCUUGCAGUUCCCUAACGAGCCUAACCUUCGUUGGUUCACUCUCUGUCGGAAACCAGAUAAAACCCUUAACAAGAAGAAGAAAAAGAAGAAGAAUACGACACAGUCAUCAAGUGGUAAUAUUUUGGCUCAGGUUCAGAUUCUCAACUCUCCUCCCGUGGAAUGGUCAGACUCAGAUAUAGUAGCUGUUGGCCAUAAGCUCUACGCCAUCAACAAAGAAGACGAUGUCUCCUCCUCCUCUUCUAACGUCUUCUUCCUCGACUGCCGAACGCACACGUGGGUCGAAACGCCAAGCUUGCGGUUUGCUCACACCAAUCCAGGAAUAGAUGGGAUGAUGUAUUUAGCAGGAAGCUACGAGAAUCCAGAUUCUUUGAACUGUGUUCAAGUGUUGGACACAAAGAAUCAAACUUGGAAGGCCGUGCCUGAGGACAAGAGGAUAUUCAGAGACACAGAUUUUGAAGGAAAGGUUUACAAGAACCUUGAUGGGGCGUCUGGCAAGAGAUCCUCUUUGGUUCUAAAGCUAAAGGAUUCUACAAUCGACUUGGUAGGGUCUGGUACUGUAUGUGUGAUAGAGAAAAGAUUCUAUUGUUAUCUAUCCACUGGAGUGUUUCUUUGGUCUAACAGUGAGAUUAAAUCAUUUGGUUUGAAGAAAGUACAAGGUUUGGAAGGACUGCCUAAGUUUGGCCUUUAUACCAAUGUUAAAUUGGUUGAAUGUGGUGGUAAGAUGGUGGUGUUUUGGGAUAAGUAUGUGCCGGCACGUGGUAGGUAUAAGGAGAAGAUGAUUUGGUGUGCUGAGAUCUCGCUGGAAAUGCGCAGCAGUGAAGAGGUUUGGGGAAAGGUUGAAUGGUUCGAUGCUGUGCUUACAGUACCCAAGUCUUAUAAAUUCGUGUAUGCUAUUGCAGCUACCGUUUGAUUAGCUACUCAUGAGACAGGUUUAAAGGGAAUGAAUCAGGUUAUUUUUUUCUUAGUACUUAGUAUGUCCUGAAUCUUGGAGAUUAGUCUACUCUUUGAUGAAUGACUCAUGAGAAAAGCGGCUUCGUCUUGUAGUGGUUUACUUUCUUUUGUAUGUGACUAUGA
Brassica oleracea var. oleracea is the source of this 1316-nucleotide messenger RNA. RefSeq names its product putative F-box/kelch-repeat protein At4g39600. The coding region runs from base 1 to 1152 and encodes 383 amino acids. NCBI's taxonomy places the organism in Eukaryota, Viridiplantae, Streptophyta, Magnoliopsida, Brassicales, Brassicaceae. The record is from RefSeq and is a predicted model, not a curated record. The transcript has a single exon. Gene Ontology annotation, molecular function: protein binding.